AUGACAAUGGAGCAGCGGAAGGAAAAGAUGGAAGAGCUACGAGCCAAGAUGCGCUCCUCUGCGAAAGCCAACCGCAAAUCGGUUAUAGAAGAGUCUGCGAGAGCGAAGAUCAAUGCACGAGAUGCAGCGCGGUUAGAAAAACAAAAGAAGCUCGCCGAGGUGCUACGGACAAAGGCAGACGCGGAAGAGCGCGGUGAAGACGUUGAGCGAGCGAAGAACUGGGAGUGGACUAUCGAGGAAAAUGAUGAGUGGGAAAAGAAAUUGGCGCGGAAGGCCAGGAGAGCAGACUUUGAGUUUCACGAUGACGCACACGCUGCCCGGCGGAGGUACAAAAAGGACCUGGACCAGAUAAAACCUGAUUUGACACAAUACAAUCGCCAGAAGGAGGUGGCCAUGGGUCUUGCUCCGGGAACGCUCACAAAACGGGCAGCGGAGAGUUUGUAUCGUGAUGCGAACAGCUUGCUCUACGCUGAUAACAAACCGACCGAGGAUGCGAUCGACAGGGUCAUUAGCAAGAUCAAUAGAGAUGUUGAUAAGAAACGCAACUUCUCGCGGAAGCGUGCGAACGAGGACGAAGGUGAUAUCACGUAUAUCAACGAGCGGAAUCGUGUGUUCAAUAAGAAGAUUGCUCGAUACUACGACAAAUACACAGCGGAGAUUCGGGCAAGCUUCGAGCGCGGAACUGCGUUAUGA
Molecule: messenger RNA, 693 nt
Organism: Heterobasidion irregulare TC 32-1
Lineage: Eukaryota; Fungi; Basidiomycota; Agaricomycetes; Russulales; Bondarzewiaceae
Exons: 6
Coding region: 1-693 (230 amino acids)
Cellular component (GO): catalytic step 2 spliceosome; Prp19 complex; post-mRNA release spliceosomal complex
Source: RefSeq, a predicted model, not a curated record